Molecule: messenger RNA, 2643 nt
Organism: Dreissena polymorpha
Lineage: Eukaryota; Metazoa; Mollusca; Bivalvia; Myida; Dreissenidae
Product: proline-rich transmembrane protein 2-like
Exons: 4
Coding region: 323-832 (169 amino acids)
Cellular component (GO): membrane
Source: RefSeq, a predicted model, not a curated record
AUUUCCAUAGAACUAUAAAGUGCCACACUCAACUGUUUAAAAAACGUUUAAAUGCUCUGGACGGAUUUUCAGUAUCAAACGAGUUAAAUUAUUGUUUACGUGAUAUGUUUUCUGUAAAAUAUGCUUAAACUAUUGGAUUGUAAUAAUUCGUUCAAUGACGCAAGUGCGGUUUAAUAAAUAAACUGGUUUGAAAUGGCUAAUGUAGAGUGCGUGUAUUUCAACAUGUUCCCGUUUGUCAAUAAAGUAUAAAUAUACCGCCGUUACGUUAUAUUGUUAAGUUGCGACAAAAUUGUAAGUUUAGGAUUUUGUAACACAAACGUUCAUGAUGGAAAAAGCCGGCGUUGACAACAUACCGAGCGAAAAGUCGAGAUAUUGGGAACAAUCUCCACCUCAGCAGCUGCAGCAGCCGCAACCACCGGCCUACACUCAGCAGCACGUUUAUUACGGACAGCCACAAGGCUACCAGCAACAAGCUGGCCACGUUCAACAGGGCUAUGGCGGCGCACAAGGGCAUGUCGUGGUUUUAGCCCAGCCACAGCCGUCGUCGGUACCGGUAGGGCAGCGACCUACAGACUUUAUGGUGCCUUCGAUAAUUGCUUGUUUGUGUUGCUUCUGGCCAACUGGGGCCGCCGCUAUCUAUUUUGCAAUGCAGUCAAAGAAUGCGCUUAAUAGUGGUGAUAUCACGAACGCCAAGCGGUAUUCGGUGACUGCCCGGAACCUUAUGAUCAGCAGUAUUGUGAUUGGAGUGAUCUGGAUCGCCGCAGUCAUCGCGGUGUACGCAUACAAUUUAUCCAGAGUAACCACCAGGCAUUGUACCUAUGGAAACUGCUAAGAUGACUUCUCCGAGAUGUGUUGGGGAGAAGAUAGUGAAUAGUUUCGAUUAUAGUUUUCAUAGUGCUAUUACUGUUUUAUAAUAUGUCUGGAUUUUGGAACUGCACGUUACAAUUUACUUUAAAAUUUGAUCGGGUGUGUAUGCAUAAACAGAUUGUGUUUAAUAACGAUUGACGAAAUAAUGCAUAGUAUUUUCCUGCGAUGUUUGUUUAUUUUAGUUUAUAUUGCAUGUCGUGUUGAAAAAUAUUUAAGACAUACUUUUUAUUGGGUUUUGAAGAGUUUAACUGUAAAUUUUUUAUAACACGAGAACUUUAUUUCAUGUAUUUGUAUUUAAAAACCCGAUAAAAGCUUAUGUCUAACUUACAAUAUCUCAAUGUCGUCGUAUUUUGAGCACAAUACAAGUUUACAAUUUUUACAAUAGAUGUAAUUGCAUGUUUCCAUUUCGUUUGAUUAAUUUCCAUACAGCUAAAUAUGAAUAUACAUAACACAUGUAUGUCUGGAUUUUUACAACCAUAAUUGCGACUAAUUCGAGAAAUCUUGAUUCGAUGAUCUUAACAUUAAAAUAUUUCAUACUUUGUCUCUAAAUAUAUAUUGUCUAUGACGAUGUGUUAUGACGACUUUUUGUUUCAUCCAAACGUGCCGCCUAAGCUUGUGUUCUCUAUGAUUUGCACGAAAUCCUUUUGUAAAUAUUAUUAGUGGUAGUAAUGUUAUUGAAAUGUUUCCUUUUUUAUAGCAAUUUUAUUUAUAUUUUUGCUAUUUUUAUUUUUUUUUACAUUCUAAUGAGGUGUGAUUAUCUCAGGGCUAAGAAAGGGUGAAUGGAACUACACAAACGGUGUAACUCCCACCUCCCAACUCGCACAGACCAAUCCAGUGCAGUGAACACAGUACCUGUUUUGUGCAUUAUCAGGCCAUAUUGGCAAUUUGAGAUUUGCAAUAAAUGAAGAUCUUUGUGCUAAACAAAUGGUGCAGCUGAGGUUUCACUUUUUUGUAUUUAGAAAACAAUACAUAAUACAAUUGCGAGCGUGUAAAAUUUUAAAACAUGAAAUUAUUCGUCUCAAGUGAAAAAUCUAGCUUUUCUAUUUUUGAUGCCUUUUUACAGUGUCGAAAUGUUAUUAAUGCUAGGAGCGUAGCUUUGGUUUACCUCGUUUUUGAAAAUACAACAUUAUAAAAUGUUGCUGUCUCACCCAGCCUUGAUAAUAUACAAAUAAAUGAUGAUUUUUCAUCAUAAUGUGUACAUAGUAUUUCGUCAUAACACUUUAUACAUGCGUUUAUUAUAUACAUGUGCUGGAAUAUUGUUUUCUAUUUUUUAUAUUUGCGAGAAACUUUACAUGUUGAUCAUUUUGUAAAAUACUAGAAUUUCAAUUAAAACAAUAUUUGUAGCAAAAUAUUAUAUACUAGCUUUAAUUUCGUAGUAUAAUAUUAAAACCUUUCAGACACCUGCAUAUAAAAGCUAAUGACAUUUAGUUUAUACUGUUCUGAUUGCUCAAUGUAUGUCAUUGAAUUUUAUUACAUACACAAGUUUAGAUAAUUUGCAUAUGUACCAUCAAUACAAUUGGAUAUAAUUUAUUUUUUCUUCUUUUAUCUCAGAGUGAAUGUCAUGAUUCUUUUAUAAUAUAUGUUUUUUCACGUUUAUUAUAUAUGUAUUUUUAUGUUUGUAAUAAACUGUUGAAAUAGAUACAAAACCAUUUUGACAAUUUAUUCCACCUGUAUGUACGAUUUAUUGCAUGGAACUAUUGCUUUUUUUUUAAAAUUGUUAACUGAGCAAAAUAGAAAAAGUUGGAUCUUAUAUUAAAUUUGCGCACAAUGUAAAUU